This is a messenger RNA of Thlaspi arvense, 1358 nucleotides long. Lineage: Eukaryota; Viridiplantae; Streptophyta; Magnoliopsida; Brassicales; Brassicaceae. The record is from the annotation of a GenBank genome assembly.
CUUCUCUCAUAUUCAGCUCUAACUCUACUAAGAAAAUCUUAUUCAAAAGAAAAAUUCUACUAACAAAAUGAAGAAGAUGGUGGCGAUGAUGCAUGUUAAUGACGAGAGACCAGAGGAGAAAAUCAUUAGAACAGUUGCUAACUGUCCAGCAUACGGCGGACAAAACUUUCAAGUCAACGGGUUUUCUUCUCCCCAAAAUCUUCCUGAUGCUGAUUCUGCUUCAACUCCCAAACUUGGGAGCCUUGACGAUCCAGGUCCAAGUCCUGAUGGAGAUGUCAUAGAGUGCGUGGACAGAAGAAGUCAACCGGCAUUCAGUCAUCCUCUUCUAAAAUAUCACAAGCUUCAGGAAACACCCACAGAAUUUCCAGGUAUGACAAAAAAUGAAGAUGAAGUAAUCUGGCAUCGCAACGGAACUAAGUGUCCGACGGGAACAGUUCCGAUACGGAAGGUGACUCAGAUCAACGGAACAAGUUCAGAGGCUGCGAACAGAUUCACCAAAGAACACGAGUAUGCCAUCGGAUAUAUGAAGAGUAUCCCAUCAAAGAUUUAUGGCACGAAGGCCAAAAUGAGUGUGUGGCACCCGAAGAUACAAAACGAUUCAGGCGAAUUCAGUCUAGGACAGGUUUGGCUCGCUUAUGGAUCUUACACAGCCGGCGAUCUGAACAGCAUCGAGGCUGGCUGGCAAGUUUAUCCCCAUAUAUAUUUAGACAACCAGCCAAGACUUUUUAUUUUCUGGACGAGAGAUGCGUACAGGAUCGUUAGAUGUUACAAUCUGGACUGCCCUGGUUUUGUUUAGACCAGCCCAAAAGUCGUUAUAGGAGGUGCAAUUUCCCCCACGUCAGCUUUCCAGGGCGCUCAAACCGUACUAACGAUUCAAAUAUGGAAGGAUCCCAAGCUCGGACUUUGGUGGUUGGGUGUCAGCUUCAACAACGGCACCCUCCUUGAGCCAGUAGGGUAUUGGCCGACAGAGAUAUUUACUCGGCUAACGGAAUAUGCAGAGUUGGUGCAAUGGGGCGGUGAAGCUAUAAAUCGAAACAUCUCCGGCCAGCAUACCACAACCCAGAUGGGAUCUGGUUAUUUUCCAGACCACGGCUUUGGAACAGCCGCCUACAUGUGCGAUCUGCAAAUCGCAGCAAACAAAAGUGAAUUCCAACCACUAUAUGGGCUCGGCGUAGAAGCAACUAACCCCAGAUAUUAUAACGUCAAAAAGGCGAACGAUACGUGUUUCUUCUUUGGCGGGUCAGAGCACGCGAGAGGUGUUAGUCUUAGAGUGGAGUUGGUGAUUUUACAUUUUACUUUCCUCUUUUACUUCUUCGCUUGUAUAAUCUAGGUAUAAUGUUUGGUACUAUUAAGAGAGC